AUGUCAAACGUCCAACUCCAGCACCAGCAAUGCCACGGCUAUAUCUAUCCCCAGCCAUUUGCAGCAGCCCCCAACAGCACAACAACGAGGCUGCCAACACCAACGACAACACCAGCAUGGAUACUAUCCGAGCCCUCUACGCCAUCAGGCGUACGGCCAUAUGACACGUCAGCAAAUGCUGAUGUGGCACGAACACGAACGCACGAGGAACAAGGUUCAAGUUUGAGCCCGGAGGUUCCACGGGUACCUCCUGUAGUUACAGCCCCACCACCAGAACCACCAAAGAAGAAGUUCACCUCUGCGUCAUCCUCAUCUUCUGAUUCUUCAACGAUAUCAGCUGUUUCGGUGUCGACUAUGUGCCUGUCACCUCGGCUUGUGUUGAACAUGGAACCUAGUACGGAGCCUGAUCUGAUGCAAGCCACCCCCUGCCUCUGCCACCUCUGUACAAUCACAAAAGAGCAAGAGUGUAUUUUGCAACAACCUACACCUGCUAACUUGCCUAUCCUGACUAUGCGCCCAGCCUUUCCAUCCCCGAAAUCCUAUUCCAUUGCAAGCUUGUCACGACAUGAGCGUAAGCCAUCGGCUGGCCUAUCGUGUUCCAACUCGAGAUCUCGUUCCAGAUCAAAGUCUCACUCCAGGUCUCGCACACCAUUGCCUUCGUUGGCAUCCAUACAGAUGUCGCCCCAAAGUACAGCAGUCCCUGUGCCCAGGUCUAGCUCGUUCCCGUCCACAUCUGGAUUGCUUCAGCCACCCAACCCGCCUUGUGGCCGAUUUGUGUCGUCAUCAACAUUGCCCUCACAUGCCGAGGGGCAGCAGUCACAAGGAUGGAGUGCAAUGCAGACAUCUUCAUUCUCAGAUCAUGACAGUGAGAGUACGGACAGCCUUGGGAGCCUCAGCCCUGACGGUGGAUUUGGACUGGCCAUCGGAAUUGGCAGUGCUUACGUAGGUGGACGAGAUUGGGAUGCGCGCAGCGAUCGCCAAAGGGAGGGAGUCGUACGCAUUGCGGGGUGAGGUCAAGAUCGUGUUGGG
Suillus bovinus is the source of this 1029-nucleotide messenger RNA. RefSeq lists its product as uncharacterized. The transcript has 2 exons. The record is from RefSeq and is a predicted model, not a curated record. The coding region runs from base 1 to 1011 and encodes 336 amino acids. Lineage: Eukaryota; Fungi; Basidiomycota; Agaricomycetes; Boletales; Suillaceae.